AUGAUGGCCAUGUCAAAAUCUUGUAUGCGUUUGCAUUUUCUCUUGCUGCUCCUACUCUGUUGUGUCGUUCCUUCAAGCUUUGCCUUCAAUUCUAAAAGUCCUGUUGUUGGUCUUGUUGCUUGCCGUCCUCACCAGACUGAAGCCUUUACGCAGUUCAAGAACGAAUUUAAUACCCGCCAUUGCAACCACAGUGACAACUUCAAUGGAGUGUGGUGCCAUAACUCGACAGGUGCCGUCACAAAGCUGAAACUCAGUGCCUGUCUCAGUGGAGCUUUGAUGCCCAACAGUAGCCUCUUCAAGUUCCAUCAUCUUCGUUUCCUUAAUCUCUCUGGAAACAACUUCAUCUCCUCUUCACUUCCUUCUGAAUUCGGCAAUCUAAACAAGUUAUAG
This is a messenger RNA of Microthlaspi erraticum, 390 nucleotides long. Lineage: Eukaryota; Viridiplantae; Streptophyta; Magnoliopsida; Brassicales; Brassicaceae. The record is from the annotation of a GenBank genome assembly.